UGUAGUUACAUCAUAAGGAAGAGAACCUUAUUCUUCUUCCUCUGCUGAUAUCGAAACAUUUGCUCGACAGUCCGGGAUCUUUCGCUGAGACAUGGCCCCCAAAACCGCAAAACAGUUGAUUAAAGGCGCGUUGGCGAACCUGUCAAAGGAAAACUUUGAGCUGUUCUGCGACGAGCUUUUGGACCGUGAAGAAGAGCCGCUGGUCAAACGCAACCAGGUGGAGGAUAAAAACUACAUAGUGGUCACAGAUGUCUUGGUUUCAACUUUUACCGGGACCAGGGCUCCUGUAGAGGUUGUAAAGUUAUUGAUAAAGAUCGGCUGCCACAAGGAAGCAGAACAACUCGACAAAGAGAUUAAUGGACAGUCCUCAAACCCCGGUUCCAGUGACACUGUGAGACCCUCAGCCGGAGCAGAAGGUGGCUGCACAGGGGCGGACUUUGUGGAUGAACAUUGGGUCAAGCUGAUCGGUAGAGUGAACGGAAUUCCAUCCAUUUUGGAUGAGCUCCUCGACAAAAAAGUCAUCACACAAGAGGCUUAUGAGGAAAUCUUGGCUAUCCCUACCAAGAGCGAUAGGAUGAGGAAGCUCCUCUCUGGUCCCCUGCGUUCUGCUGGACCUAAGGGCAAAGAAGUCUUCUACAAAAUCCUUGAGAGAACGGAUCCAUAUCUCGUUGAUGAGCUCAAGAAAAAGAAGUGAAUGUUGUGGUGAAAUGUAUCUUUAGACCAAAUAUACAGUCUAACUGGGCCCAAUUUUGUAAUACAAUAACAACGGGGGAAUUUAAUGCUAUGUCUCUGUGGGGGUUUUCUAAAGACGAAAAAGCUUUUUGGCUUUAUGUUUGAACAGCUGUUUCCUCUUAAUGUUACCUUUAAAUUAGUUUAAAUGUGUAUGAGGCGUGGUGCCUCUUCUGCCUGAUCAGUGAGGAUCAUGAUGAGAUGAGUUUUACUUCAAGGUUGAAAACCAGAUUCAUCAAAUGUUUAUCAGACAAUCAGGUAACAAAUGAAUGGAGGUUCUCACCAGACAUGUAAUGAUUUUAUCCAACAAACAACAAACGGAAUGAAAGUCUGUUUUUAGCCGAAUUAUUUUAGUAUGAAUUAAAACAUGCUUUAUCAUAAAUGGUUUUCCAUAAGUGUUGCUUCUAAAGCAUGUUGAACCUUUCAUUUAUGCCAUAUAUAUGCUAUUAAUCACUUUUAUUCUGCCCAAUAACAAUAACUUUACUUUUGGAGGGUCAUUUAAAAUGUUUUAUAUCUGGAAAUCUAUAUACAUUUAUAAUAAAGUCUUAUGAUUGCUAUGUGUGGUUCUGACGUUUUCAGUGAAUGGAGUGUUAAAAAUGUAAUAUAAGGCAAAUAUAAUGCUGUAAUAGAGUUUAGAAACAUUUGUUUAUGUAAUGUUAUAUGAAUGUGAGGAGAGGCAUGCAUUGGUUAUCUAUCUCUCCUUUGUCUGACGUUCAGCACAUGUUACUGAGGUGUUCUGUAUUCAGCGUUUUACUCUUAGAGGAUCUGUAUCCGGCCGGAUGGAAGGAGGCUGAGAGCAGAGUCCUAUUUUAAUGUGGAACUGCAGCGAUUUUACACAUAAAGUCUGUUUACAGGUAUCAGGGUGCAAAGUAGCUGCUGCGUCAGUGCCUUUUGUGGCUCUAGAGGGAGCUGUAGGAUAAAUAAUGGCAGUUUGGGCUAAAGACCACAAGCUCAAAACAGGAAUUUGAGAGGUUGAUUAAUUAUUUUGCAUAAUUUCUGGUAAUUUUCAAUAACUUCACUGUUAUUACGUGUAGUGUGACAAAGAUCACUUCGUACAUCAAUGAGCUCCUCCUGGUUAUACUACAACAGUUAUUUGGGAAGAAUGCGCUUUUGCAUAAUUGUGGAGAAUUUUUAAAGGAAAAAUAUUCAAUAAUUUCUCUUCAAAUUCUGUUCAACCACCAAGGAUCUCGUGUUGAUAAUGCUACAGUACUUAGUUUGGAAAAUCUCAUUUAAUGGUCUUAACUUGUCUUUAAGACUAAAUGUAAUGUCAGCAAUUUCUCCUCAGUCACCAGGAUGCCUCUGAUGAAUAAAA
Anarrhichthys ocellatus (wolf-eel) is the source of this 2041-nucleotide messenger RNA. Its product is annotated as apoptosis-associated speck-like protein containing a CARD. Bases 92 to 694 code for a protein of 200 amino acids. The transcript is spliced from 4 exons. Lineage: Eukaryota; Metazoa; Chordata; Actinopteri; Perciformes; Anarhichadidae. Gene Ontology annotation, biological process: innate immune response; inflammatory response; regulation of apoptotic process. The record is from RefSeq and is a predicted model, not a curated record.